Messenger RNA from Peromyscus eremicus (cactus mouse), 1988 nucleotides. It is a transcript of the gene Chrm5, whose product is annotated as cholinergic receptor muscarinic 5. The record is from RefSeq and is a predicted model, not a curated record. Lineage: Eukaryota; Metazoa; Chordata; Mammalia; Rodentia; Cricetidae. Gene Ontology annotation, molecular function: G protein-coupled acetylcholine receptor activity; G protein-coupled serotonin receptor activity. Gene Ontology annotation, biological process: gastric acid secretion; chemical synaptic transmission; adenylate cyclase-inhibiting G protein-coupled acetylcholine receptor signaling pathway. The coding region runs from base 1 to 1599 and encodes 532 amino acids. Gene Ontology annotation, cellular component: plasma membrane; synapse; dendrite. The transcript has a single exon.
AUGGAGGGGGAAUCUUACCACAAUGAAAGCACAGUCAACGACACCCCAGUAGAUCACCAGGCUUUGGAACGCCAUGGGCUGUGGGAAGUCAUCACUAUUGCAGCUGUGACAGCUGUGGCCAGCCUGAUGACCAUCGUGGGCAAUGUCUUGGUCAUGAUCUCCUUCAAAGUCAACAGUCAGCUCAAGACAGUUAACAACUAUUACCUGCUCAGCUUGGCCUGUGCAGACCUCAUCAUUGGAAUCUUCUCCAUGAACCUCUACACGACCUACAUCCUCAUGGGACGCUGGGUUCUCGGGAGUCUGGCUUGUGACCUUUGGCUUGCGUUAGACUAUGUCGCCAGCAACGCUUCGGUCAUGAACCUUCUGGUGAUUAGCUUUGACCGUUACUUUUCCAUCACAAGACCACUGACAUACCGGGCCAAGCGUACCCCAAAGAGGGCUGGCAUCAUGAUUGGCUUGGCCUGGCUGAUCUCCUUCAUCCUCUGGGCACCAGCAAUUCUUUGCUGGCAGUACUUGGUUGGGAAGCGGACAGUACCACCUGAUGAGUGCCAGAUCCAAUUCCUCUCCGAGCCCACCAUUACUUUCGGCACGGCCAUCGCCGCCUUCUACAUCCCUGUCUCUGUCAUGACCAUACUCUACUGCCGGAUCUACCGGGAAACAGAGAAGCGAACCAAGGACCUGGCUGACCUCCAGGGUUCUGAUUCUGUGGCAGAAGCCAAGAAGAGAAAGCCGGAUCACAGGACCCUGCUCAGAUCUUUCUUUGGCUGCCCGAGACCCAGCCUGGCCCAGAGGGAAAGGAAUCAGGCCUGCUGGUCAUCUUCCCGCAGAAGAACCUCAACAACAGGAAAGCCAGAUCAGGCCACUGGCCUAAGUGUUGACUGGGACAAGACUGAACAAGUCACUACCUGUAGCAGCUACCCCUCCUCAGAGGAUGAGGCCAAGCCCGCCACUGACCCUGUCUUUCAAGUGGUCUACAAGAAUCAGGCUAAGGAAAGCCCGAGGAAGGAAUUCAGCACUGAAGAGACAAAGGAAACUUUUGUGACCUCUCAGACUGCAAACAAUGACUAUGACACUCCCAAAUUCUUCUUGUCUCCGGCUGCUGCUCACAGACUCAAGAGUCAGAAGUGUGUUGCCUAUAAGUUCCAAUUGGUGGUAAAAGCUGACGGGACCCAGGAGACUAACAACGGCUGUCGCAAGGUGAAAAUCAUGCCCUGUACCUUCCCGGUAUCCAAGGACCCUUCAACAAGAGGCCUGGAUCCCAACCUCAGCCAUCAAAUGACCAAACGAAAGAGGAUGGUCCUAGUCAAAGAGAGAAAAGCAGCCCAGACCUUGAGUGCCAUUCUCCUGGCCUUCAUCAUCACGUGGACCCCUUAUAACAUCAUGGUCCUGGUUUCCACCUUCUGUGACAAGUGUGUCCCUGUCACCUUGUGGCACUUGGGUUACUGGCUGUGCUAUGUCAACAGCACCAUCAACCCCAUCUGCUACGCUCUCUGCAACAGAACCUUCAGGAAGACCUUUAAGAUGCUGCUCCUCUGCCGGUGGAAAAAGAAAAAGGCGGAAGAGAAAUUGUAUUGGCAAGGGAACAGCAAGCUACCCUGAAAAGUCAGUAACUUCCCUGGAAAGAAUAAUGGCCACAGUCCGGUUUGCUUGUUUUGAAGAACAUCAUCUGCCAUUCCGAGUCCCCAAAGACUUGUCCAGGCUCAAGGUCUGUUGUCAAAAUGAAGAGUCACACACAUGGCCACUGCUGCCAUGUGAAGUGAGUCUUGGCUAUUACCAAGGCCACCUAAUGCCACUAGCGUUUGCUGGUGAAGCAGAAAGACAGACUCAGGGUCCUUCUCUGGAAAUGCACUUGAGUCAUCUCGGACAAUGACUUUGGGAACUGAUCUGUGAAGAAUAGUCGGGACCAGACUGGAAAUCUUCCCCUGGGGCAUUCUGUCAUAGAGCAUUGUGCAAUAUGUAUGUGUCUAUAUGAAACUGUCGUAGACCAG